Penicillium griseofulvum is the source of this 441-nucleotide messenger RNA. RefSeq lists its product as uncharacterized. The transcript is spliced from 3 exons. NCBI's taxonomy places the organism in Eukaryota, Fungi, Ascomycota, Eurotiomycetes, Eurotiales, Aspergillaceae. The record is from RefSeq and is a predicted model, not a curated record. Bases 1 to 441 code for a protein of 146 amino acids.
AUGUCCUACCAAAUCACCUACGACACUACCCGCGCACCACCCGGCGCCGCCGCACUCGUCGCAUUCAUGGAAGACUUCUACCGCACCAGCGACACAGAGUCCCUGCACGAGAAAUACGUCCAGAGCUUCACUGAAGAUGGGACACUUAUCAUGGGACCGAAGGAGGCUAAGGGCGCAAGUGCAAUUCUCGCCCUCCGUCAUGGUCUGUGGGCACAUGUUACUUCACGUCGACACACGCCUAUGCAGAUCUACUUCGGCGGCGACGAUGAGAUCAUGUUGUAUGGUGGCGUGAACUAUAGACUCAAGGCUAACCCCGAUGAGGAUGUUUAUGUGCCUUGGGCCGGACGGGUUGUGUUUGCACCCCAGAAGGGGGAUGAGGAUAUCAAGAUGCAGUUUUAUCAGGUUUAUCUGGAUACUGCGGCUCAAUCGGGAAAGAAAUGA